CGAUUCCAGUUUAGCAUGCUGUUAAACUCCCAGCCCACAAUCCAGAUACCUGAGAGUUUCUCCACCUCACCUUCCGGGCUUCACAGCUCAGGAGCGAAGUCCUUCCUGUUUACCUUUUCCUGUGCCGUACAGAAAAGGCACGAGGUUCAUUUAAAUAUUAAUUUCUCGAAUCUGAACUCUGACCUGAACCAGCAAGUCAUAAUCCAAGAGUCCACUCGUCUCUGCUUCCUGCAGCGCCUCAGAAAGACUAUGGAAAAGCAAGAAUGUCCCUGUACACUAAUAAAUGUUAUAGGAGGUCCAGAUGGAAUAUAUGAAGACCACAUGGAGUUCCUGGAGAAACACUUUAAGCUGAUCACCAUGAAAGAGUUCCUUGAAAACAAACAAGUUCUUAGUCCUAAAAUCAAAGCAAUUUUCAUGUGGUGUCAGAAGCCAGCAGUUAACAGAGAACUCCUGCAAAGCUUGCCUAACUUAAAGGUGAUUGCAAACUCAGGUGUAGGAGUGGAUCACUUGGACCUGAAACUGAUCUCCAGUUUUGGAGUGAAAGUUGCUAACACUCCAUUUGCAGUUUCCAAUGCUACAGCGGACUUGGGGAUAGCUUUAAUGCUAGCAUCUGCUAGAAGGAUUGUGGAAGGUUAUCAGAUCGCUUUUUCUCCUGACACUAAAUGUUUUAAUGCUGACUGGCUGGGACAGGAAGUCACUGGUGCAACUUUAGGUAUCAUUGGAAUGGGAUCCAUUGGAUACAAGGUGGCCCAGAGAGCCAAAGCAUUUGAAAUGAGAAUUCUUUAUCAUAAUAGGAGUCGGAGAACUGAAGUGGAUGAACAAGCUGUUGGUGCUGUUUAUUGUCAAAAGAUGGAUGACUUACUCCAACAAGCUGACAUUGUGAUAUUGGUUGUAAACCUGACACCUCAGACAUGCAAGUUGAUUGGGAAAAAGGAGCUAGAACUCAUGAAACCCUCUGCAAUUCUCAUCAAUAUCUGUAGAGGUCAAGUGGUUGAUCAAGAUGCGCUGGUGAAUGCACUCCAAAAUGGAGUUAUUAAAGCUGCAGCUUUGGAUGUGACCUAUCCUGAGCCACUGCCAAGAGACCAUGCUUUAUUACAGUUAAAGAAUGUCAUUCUAACUCCACACAUUGGAAGUGCAACUUCGCAAACUCGACGCCUUAUGAUGACAAACAUGGUUGAAAGUAUCCUGGCUGGUGUUAAAGGUCUCCCGGUCCCUAAUGAAGUGCAUGUGUAAGAUAGCUUGUGUCUUUGUAAGACAUCUUUGGAAAAACUGUAGUUCUGCAUAUGGUAUGUUGUAUCUGUCUGUCUAAAAAUUUUCAUUUUGAAAAGGAUGUAUUUGAUUUUUAUUUUCACCAUGAACAGUAUCUGCACUAGUAAUCGGUAUGUAAAAUCAAUAAAUAAACAAACAAGCUA
Hemicordylus capensis (graceful crag lizard) is the source of this 1412-nucleotide messenger RNA. RefSeq names its product probable 2-ketogluconate reductase. Gene Ontology annotation, molecular function: glyoxylate reductase (NADPH) activity; NAD binding; hydroxypyruvate reductase [NAD(P)H] activity. Gene Ontology annotation, cellular component: cytosol. The transcript has 6 exons. The record is from RefSeq and is a predicted model, not a curated record. Lineage: Eukaryota; Metazoa; Chordata; Lepidosauria; Squamata; Cordylidae. Bases 16 to 1233 code for a protein of 405 amino acids.